AUGCUCUCAACUAGUGCACCGUCUACGCUUUCCACUCAUCCGGCUGGAAAAGUCUUCGCCGACAUCAUCAAGAAGAUUCUCCAGUAAGCUUCUAUUAAAAAUUGAAACCGCGUGAGCUCUAGAUGAUUGGCAUUGCUAAAUUUUCAGUUUUAGCAGUCAAUAAGCAGAUUUUUCUUUCAGUCCGGCUACCAAGAAGAAGGCGAUCGGGACACUGAUAAAUGAAAUUAAAAAUUAUCACAACGAAGCGUUCAUCGACCACAACCGACGCUUCGUUACUCAGAUCAUGAUGAUGUUUCCCGGCGAUGAGAAAAAGACCGCCGAGUUCGUCACUCUCAUCGGACUCUUUGCCCUGAGUGGCUAUCGCUGUCAUCAUCAGGAAGUCAUCGACGAGUUGAAGAAGCUGGUGGUGGCCGUCAAAGCUCCGAAGCAGCUCCGUUCCUACAGCGCGAUUGUUCUGGCCGUGCUCCGCCUCUUCACGGAUAUGCCUCCUUUGGAGAAGAGCAACGUGAAACAGUUUUUGAAGAAGAUGAGCUACGUGGUCGACGAAUUGGACGUUCAGCGUCAGUGCCAUGUUGCUUACAUGGCGACCCUCAACUUCCAGGAAUACCUAAAAUCGUUUGGCACUUCGGAAGGAAGGGUCCCGGAUGUGGAAUUGACCCACACCCAGCACCUCGAGGCUCUCCGUCGCUGCCUUGGAGAACUGCUCACGCACGAUGGGCUCGUUGAACACGAGUGUUUCAAUGAGGGGGUCAAGGCAGUCAUUCGGCACCUAACAUCGGGUUAGUUUCAAAAUGAUCGAGCAAUUAUUAGCCAGUUCAUAUACGUCUAUUUCAGAAUCUGCGGACUUGGAAGAAGACGGGUUUUCUGUCAUCGAAGACAACGAGUUUCUCGAACUGUUCGAGGAUUUCGACGGAUACGUUCAUUUGUGA
Caenorhabditis sp. 36 PRJEB53466 is the source of this 929-nucleotide messenger RNA. NCBI's taxonomy places the organism in Eukaryota, Metazoa, Nematoda, Chromadorea, Rhabditida, Rhabditidae. The record is from the annotation of a GenBank genome assembly.